Molecule: messenger RNA, 1080 nt
Organism: Laccaria bicolor S238N-H82
Lineage: Eukaryota; Fungi; Basidiomycota; Agaricomycetes; Agaricales; Hydnangiaceae
Exons: 8
Coding region: 1-1080 (359 amino acids)
Biological process (GO): RNA export from nucleus; transcription-dependent tethering of RNA polymerase II gene DNA at nuclear periphery
Cellular component (GO): nuclear pore
Molecular function (GO): RNA binding; ubiquitin binding
Source: RefSeq, a predicted model, not a curated record
AUGGCGUUCCGCACCAUCACGAAUGCUUCGCAGACCUCCACGGCCGCUGGCAGCUUGUCGAAGAAGGAUGACGUCCAAGUUUCAGAUCUCCCAACGGACUCGAUAUCCAAAGUAUCGUUCUCGAGUCAGGCGGAUUAUAUGGCUGUAGCAAGUUGGGACAACAGUGUUCGGAUAUACGAAGUCGGGGUUCAGGAAAGCUUCCAAACUCAAGUAAAAGGAGGCUAUCACCACCAAGGACCUGUCCUCGACGUAUGCUGGAGUACAGACGGAACAAAACUCUUUUCGGGAGGUGUAGACAACGCGGGUCGGAUGUACGACCUAAUUACCAGCCAAACCACCCAAGUCGCACAGCACGACGCAGCCAUCAAGAGUGUUGGGUGGGUAGACACUCCUCAGGGUGGUAUUUUGGUGACUGGGAGCUGGGACAAAACUAUCAAAUAUUGGGACUUGCGAACGCCGAAUCCGGUGGUUACGGUGCAGUUGCCGGAACGGUGUUAUUCGUUUGAUAUGGAUUACCCGCUCAUGGUUGUUGGGACUGCCGGACGACAUGUUCAAAUUUUUGAUUUGACGAAUCCGGGUACGCCUCACAAGACGAUGACAUCGCCUUUGAAAUGGGAAACUCGCGUAAUUUCGUGUAUCAAGGCCUCGGGGAGAAAAGGGUUCGCUAUCGGGAGUUUGGAAGGAAGGGUUGCGAUUCAUCACGUCGAGGAAAAAGACUCUGCACACAACUUCUCAUUCAGAUGUCACCGACGAGAUCUAGUCCCCAACUCGAAGGACCAAUCAUUGAUAUACGCCAUCAACGACAUUUCAUACCACCCUAUACACGGAACAGUCUCUACAUGUGGCUCAGACGGUACCGUCCACUUUUGGGACACUGACGCUCGUACGCGGCUAAAAAGUUUCGACAUUGCGGGUAACUCAAUUUCCACCACUGCUUUCAACCGCGAUGGCUCGAUUUUCGCAUACGCUGUCUCGUAUGAUUGGUCGAAGGGUCAUGUUGUGGCGACGCCGGGGUCUAAAAAUAAUCUUGUGCUGCAUAGGUGUAAGAAUGAGGAGGUGAAGAAGCGGUUGAAGAAGUGA